Acaulospora morrowiae is the source of this 1142-nucleotide messenger RNA. Lineage: Eukaryota; Fungi; Glomeromycota; Glomeromycetes; Diversisporales; Acaulosporaceae. The record is from the annotation of a GenBank genome assembly.
AUGGUUGGUCAAAUAUUCGUAGAGAUUCUAUAAUCAAUUAUAUUAUUACAACCCCUAAACCUCUUUUUUUCAAAUCUAUUCAUAUGAAUGAAGAACAACAUACAGCACUAAAUAUUGCGAAUGGAAUAGAUAAUGUAAUACAAGAACUGGAUGUCAACAAAUUUGUGGCUAUUAUUACCGACAACGCAACAAAUAUGAAAGCUGCUUGGAAUAUUCUUAUGACACGAUAUCCAACAAAAAUAUUUUUAGGAUGCUGGGCUCAUGGAAUUAAUCUUUGGAUUAAAGAUAUUUUAAAAUUAGAUUGGUCAAAAAAUAUAUUAGAAAUUAAGGGAGAUAUACCACUUUUAUCAGUAGCAUUUUUCAAAUUACAACAAUUAGAAAAAUUAAUACGUAAUAAUACUGAAAUUCCAAAUAUUGUAAUUACAGAAAGUUUAAAAUUAGUAGAAUGGCGUUGGGAUAAUUUUUUAUAUAAUCCGGCAACUAUAGUAGCAUACAAAUUGGAUCCUCGAUAUUGUGGAGAAACUUUAAAUCCAAAAAGAUGGGAUGCUAUAAUUGAAAGAGAACUUAUGCGUCUUGCUGGACCAGAAAAUGAAGAUCAGAUUUUAGAAGAAUUCGCCGAAUUCGUAGGAAAAAUUGGUGGAUUUUCAAUUAAUCAUUUGUGGGGUCCUAUAAAAGAAAAACCAUAUAAUUGGUGGAAUUUAGUUAAGGCACGAUAUCCAAUAUUAAGUGAUAUAGCAUUAAAGGUACUUUCAAUACCUGCAACAUCAGCUGCUAGUGAGCGAAAUUGGUCUACUUUUAGCUUUAUCCAUACCAAAUUGCGCAAUCGUUUACUUAAUCCACGUGUAGAAAAGAUUGUAUAUAUUUACUGGAAUCUUCGAAUUUUACGUUCACUAGAAUGGCCACUUUCAAUUGACGAAUUAAAAAAAAAAGGUUAUUUACUGGAAGAUAAUAUUAUUAAUACAGAAUCUAAUGAAAUUGAAUUGAUCGAAGAGGAUAAUUUUUUAUCUGAUGAUUCAUCAUAUACAAAUACCAUGAACAGCGCUGACGAAAAUGACACAAGCAACAUGGACCAUGAUAUAAAUAGCAUUAGUAGUAUAGAGGAUACAAAUAAUAAUGAACAAACGUUAUUUUAUCAGAUGUAA